Anthostomella pinea is the source of this 666-nucleotide messenger RNA. The record is from the annotation of a GenBank genome assembly. Lineage: Eukaryota; Fungi; Ascomycota; Sordariomycetes; Xylariales; Xylariaceae.
AUGAGAACCCCCAUCAUAUUCUCUUUGGCCUUGAGCGGCCUCGCCUCUGCCUCUGCCACAAUCUCAGGCUUUGAUAUUUCGAGCUACCAGCCCAACGUAAACUUUGCGAAAGCUAAAAGUUCAGGGGCAGGGUUUGUCAUCAUCAAGGCUACCGAGGGCACUAGUUACAAAAGUCCAUACUUCAGCACCCAAUACACCGGUGCCACGAAUGCUGGGCUCAUCCGCGGCGGCUAUCAUUUCGCAAGACCCGGUUCCGGCUCCGGCGCGACACAAGCCAAGUACUUCAUCGCGAAUGGUGGAGGCUGGUCCGGUGACGGCAGAACCCUCCCCGGUAUGCUCGACGUCGAGGGCGACUGCGGCGGUCUUUCCCAAAGUGCCACCGUGUCGUGGAUCAAGGACUUCAGCGACACCUACCACAGCAGCACAGGGCGCUACCCCAUGAUCUACACGGAUCCUUCGUGGUGGUCCACCUGUACUGGCAACUCGAACGCCUUCGCCAACACGAAUCCCCUUGUCCUGGCGCGGUACGCUAGCACUCCUGGGACACUGCCCGGAGGGUGGCCGCAAUACACCAUCUGGCAGUUCAACGAUCAUUACAGUGAAGGUGGAGACUCAGACAUAUUCAAUGGUGACCAGGCCGGCUUGAGGAAACUGGCUACCGGCUAG